Molecule: messenger RNA, 3233 nt
Organism: Nasonia vitripennis (jewel wasp)
Lineage: Eukaryota; Metazoa; Arthropoda; Insecta; Hymenoptera; Pteromalidae
Gene: spz4
Product: protein spaetzle 4
Exons: 6
Coding region: 389-1993 (534 amino acids)
Biological process (GO): innate immune response; central nervous system formation; regulation of Toll signaling pathway
Cellular component (GO): extracellular region
Molecular function (GO): Toll binding; growth factor activity
Source: RefSeq, a predicted model, not a curated record
CGAUAUACAGUACUUGUACACUUACGGCUACUCAUACUUGCUCGCUUCCUCGUUGCCGUUCGAUCGACGGUGAAACUCUCUCGCGCGCGCGCGCGCGAAUAAAACAUUGAGCGAGUCGCGAGGAAUCGGAAAAAAAGUUAUGAGAAAGGAGAGUAGGAGCCGCGGAGGGCGCCGCCGCCGAACAGCAGCAGCGACGAGCAGUCAGUAGUGAAAUCGUCGGGGAAUCACUCGCUCGUCUUCGGAGCUACGGCUUGUGUCGCUCCGCGCGAUCCCUGCCGGACGAAUCGCUCCUGUGAUCACGUUUUCGCUUCAUUGUGCGGAGAUUAUCGUAUACCCGAGCUGUUGUGACCGGUGCUUCUGUGGAGUUGGACCUCUCGCAGAUGACAUUAUGGGCGACAGGAUGGCCCUCGUCUUGCUUCUGACGCUGAGCGCAGGCUUGGUCCUCGGCGGCAUGCCCGAAGGUGGUCCCAGUACUUUCGGCUACGACGCCUCCUCGGCUUGUUCCAAACCCUACUCACGUGUCGGCCGAGCCCGCCCGGAGCAUCUGCCCUGUGACUUUCGCCGCGAGAACUGGUGCGCCAUCGCCGGUAACGCCUAUCCAUGGCACGCAGUGCGCAGAUUCGUGCAAGAGAACCAAGGUUUGAUGCGGCGUAUGUACGGCGACGAGAAGCAUAUCAGUGUUCUGAAGACUGAACUGGAGAAGAACGACGUCGAGCUCGAGCUCGAGGACGACCACAACCAACUUUACUCCGACGACUCGAGCUCGCUGUUCCAACAGAUGCAGUUCGAGGUGGACUACGCCUUCGACCCGAUCGCCAAUCCGGAAGAAGAAGCUCGCCGCAGUCGCGAGUACCUCGGCCGAUCUCUGCAAAGCGGCACCUCGAGCAAACUCGACAAACCGAAAGCCGACGGCCCCAGCUCUCCCCAGCGUCUCAACGAAAACCCCGCGAUAACGGCGAGCAGCAGCACUCAAUCCACGACCUACGCCAGCACCGCCACCGCCUCUACCACUUCGUCGAACCCUUCGACCACUCCGGGCACGUCGCCUUCGCACAGAACGAAGAUGACUCCGGUGAGCACAGCGUCGACACUCCUGCCCAGUACGAGGGACGACGGCUCGGCCACGACGCCGACGAACUUCGCAUCCACGACUCCGGUGGUCAGCCUGGCGCAAAUCGCCAAGAUCCAAAACCUGAGCAUCAACGAGAUCUCCGGGCAGAUCGACCGUUUCGACGCCGACGUCGACGAGCUCACCGAGAUCCCGGGGAUACUCAUCGAGGAGGGAUUCGCCGCCGACACUACCGCCGAUUCCCUGGACGGGAUUCCGACGUCUUCGCAUCAGUACCUGUCCACGUCCUCCGAGAGGACGGACGACGGUAAGAUCAGCCUCGAGGACUACGGCUCCAAGUUCGACCAAGUGCAAGACGCGGAGGUCAGCGAGUCUCAGCAACAGCCGCAACAGUUCAGACCCAGACCUGAGUACCGGCCGCCGGAGGCUGUUAGACCCGAGGCGCAAGGUCCUACCGGAGGAUCGAUGGAAGGACAGCUGUUUCAGGACGUCGCGGCCAAGGACAAGCAGGAGCCCGUUCUGAAAGUUCGCGGAAUAAAUGCCUGCCCUGUCAAGGAAGAGGUCGUCGCACCUUUCUGGGCAAACAACACGCGCGGCGAAGUGCUCGCUCUGCUCAAUCUCUAUCCGUUCGAGCAAUACGUCCAUUGGGAAAAGUGCACUAACGAGAACAAGCAGAUGUACUGCCGAGACGGCUGCCGCUGUGAACAGCAGUACAGGCUACACCGGCUUUUGGCCUACGACCCGAACAACGAAUGUCGAGGUAUAUUCAGCGACUGGUUCAAGUUUCCGAGCUGCUGUAUCUGUCGGUGCUACGACCUGCCGGUCGAGUUUCGCGUCACCUCGCGCUCACCUCGUCUUGUUCACCAGCGCCAGAGGCUCAAGGUACGAGCACCGCGAGCACCACCGCGACAACGGCAUCACUGAACGCAAAGUUGAGACAUUUUUUGUUAUUAAUAAGUACCACUCGUACAGACGAUGUUGUUUUUUUUUCUUCUAGAAUUAGCUUUGAAGAUUUGCUAUCAAUAACUUUUUCACGCGAAAGGUAAAUCUUAUUUUAACAGUCACUUCCUUUUCGAACGCUACAGUUUUUUUAAAUUCUUAUAUAUUUACAGCUGCUAAAUGCACAGGCCUAGAUUUUAUGAGCACAUUUUCAUGCCGGGCCAUUUUUUUUAUACGAAAGCAAACGACAACCUUUGAUAUUAAAUAUAUUUUUAAGCUAUAUUUAGGUGCGACAUUGACGUAACUGACGAUUGAAGCUUCGAUAAUUUAUUGACUAAAGUUAAAAUUAUUUGUUAAUCACGUAUGCAUAUAUUUAGUGUAAAAAUACCAGUAAUAAGUUUUACAUAAUUUAUAAUUUAGUGGGAUAAGCUCUAUUGAUUGUAUACUAAUUAAGGCUCGUGAACGAAAUGAUAUAGCCAUUUCUUAUUGUAUUUUUUAAUGUUAUUUUUUAUAUUGAAAUAAGUUUAACGAACAUUGUUAUAAUCAAAAGUACACUCUUUUUUUUACUUUUUUACUCAUUGAAAAUUGCUAUGUAUGGAUAUUUAUUUACUAUAUAGUUGCUGACAAUAACAGCCGAUUGUUAAUUUUGUAAACAGAGUAAAACUUUUUUAUAAUAAAAUUCUGAACAUAUGUAUGAGUACGAAUAUCACUUGACAUUUCUGUUACCAUCGAUUCUGAAUGUUUAAUUCGAAUUAGUAAUAUGGAUAAGGAAGACAACCGAAAAAAGGAAACGCAAUCAUUUUUCGUAAAGAAUCGUUUUUAUUCCGAUUUUCACAUGGUAAGAACGUAUAUCUUUUACAAGAAAAAAAAGGAUAAUUAUAAACAAAUAACGAACUUUAAACGUUAAUACUUUGUUUUGGGCAUUCGCACAAAAGCUUGAAAGUAGCUCAACAGUUUUUGCGUCCGCUGCAAAAGUGCCACGCAAAGUUUGAAAGUGUUGCAUGCCUAUAUUGCUUUUUGUAUAAGACAUAUGCGCGAUAGUCUUCACAAACACAAUAAAUAUAUGUGUCGUUGUAUGUUUAAUACAUAGAGGAAGAGACAGAGGCCAAAUAAAGGACUGGGCGAAGUACGAAAGAGAAAAGAGACACGUGCCCGUGCAACACUUUCAAACACAGCGGGCUAACUGAACGGGCGACAUACUUAACACCUAUUGUAGAUUUUUAUA